Messenger RNA from Gallus gallus (chicken), 11365 nucleotides. RefSeq names its product leucine rich repeat containing 8 family member D (gene LRRC8D). Gene Ontology annotation, molecular function: protein binding. The transcript is spliced from 2 exons. NCBI's taxonomy places the organism in Eukaryota, Metazoa, Chordata, Aves, Galliformes, Phasianidae. The record is from RefSeq and is a predicted model, not a curated record. Bases 6158 to 8728 code for a protein of 856 amino acids.
GGUAGCUACUAAUGGGCAGAAAACCUUGGCAGGCAGGUAUAGGGACAGGCAUAAUGCCUUGUAAGGGUUUAAAAUUUCAGCAAAUGCAGGAUAUCAACUCUCCAGCCUUUCUGUCUUACGAGGUAGGAAUGAUUAUUUUGUGGUUGUGCCAUUCCUGGCCCAAAUAUGGGAUCCGUGAGAGGACUUGCUUUGACAGUCUGUGCAAGGAUGAAAUAAACAGCUUAGUAGCGAUACCUCCUUGGGCUGCCUGUCUAGCUUGGAAUGGUACCCCUCUGGCAAAGCGAUCAAGCAGAGAAGACGGAACUUUGAACAGAGGGAAAUACAGUGUUAAAGUCGUAGAUGCUCUGAAAGGCAGCAUCAAGAAUCUUAGGCUGAGUGUGAUGUUUUGUGGCUCUUAUAUUUCUCCCUGUGUACAGUCACUCUGACACAAGUUAAAUUCUUUGUUGUAGAAAACUCUAAAUAUUUUGAAAUGCCAAGUCUGAAGCACAAAUGAUAUGCUGGAGCAAAAGACUCCUGUGGGAUUUUUUUUAUGAGAUGGAUUUUAUUUGUUUAAUGGGUUUUCAGUAGUUGUUCAGUACGUGCUAUUGUAUUGCUUGCGUGAUGUCUUACAGUGUCACUGGUUUGAUCUGGACUGUGAUGACUGCAUAAAUUGCAUCAUUUGCUAACUGUGGAAAGAUGACUGGAUCCAAGAGUGUUUGUGUGUGCGUGUAUUUUAUAGUGUAAUUGUAAAUUGUAAAUUAAAGAUCUUCGGUUAAUGCCAAAGAUGAGCGGUAUUCAUAGUUCUUGGUGUUCUUGUCUACCCACGGGAGUUCCAAGAGUUGAAGGAGAUCACAGAGGAAGCUGAAGUUGCUUUUGUACUUUGCUUGUGAGCCGGAAGUAAUGAAAUAAGUUAUGUAGUCUUAAGACGUCCUGAAAAUCGAGACUUUUAAGUGAUCUUUGGUCUUCUACCGAGGAACAUGCUUCUGGCAUUCUGGGUUUGUGUAUUAGAAGAAAGAAAACACUAGAAAUCUCUUGGCUCUAAUUUAAAGAGAAAUAACUGUACUUUGCUACUAUAUGUUGGCCAUGUUGGUUUCUAGCAUAUGGUUGUGGUAAUCCCUAGUUUUAUACCAUGUGGUUUUCAGUGACUUAAAUUACUAGGAAGAAAUAGUUUGGCCUGUGCUGAUCAGUGAGAUGGUGUUACAUUUGGCUGGGAGACUUUGUCUAGGAGCUGGAGGAUCAGGCCUGUGGCCUCUUGUGGCUUUGACAGUGACAGCUGUCUCAGGGCUGGCUGGUGGCUAUAGCCUUGGUGUAACAGGAGAAUCUGAGUUUACGCUGAUGGUCCCUUGCUGACCUUUGCCUUCCUCAAUAGAGUUAUAGGGCUGCUAAUUGUAAAACUUAAAUGCAAGCUCAGCACUGAAAGCUUGAAUUUUUCAUGUUAAGCCUAUGGUUUUGCUCAUUGCAAUAAAACUGUCAUUUUGAUUCUGUAUUAUACAGUGAGGGGGUACAGGGAUUUUUCUUCAGAUCUCUGUUCAAAUUGCAGCUAUUCACAAGCAGCAACUCAGAAGAAAGAGGUCAUUGUAUGUAACUGGCUAAUUUCAAAUGUGCCAUCAUCACACUUCUUUUUGUGUGUGUUGGCUGAAGACAGUAAAGAUUACUUAAUAAAUGACUCAUGAUAGCAUUAUUACUCUUAUUUAUAUAACUAAGAUCCUGUAGUGUAAGUCUGUUGGCAUUUACUUUCACGAGAGUUCUGACGUUUGGUGGGGGUUUUGUUUUUGUUUUAAAGCCACUUCACGAUUACUCAUUUUGUUUGUACUUUUUUUUUGUAUGUAUACAGCCAACUGUAUAGGGAUGGAAAUAAAGCUUUAUUACAAUCUAUCUAUCUUAAUUUGACAAAACAAGCAUCAAUGAAUGGGGCCUGCUUCAGCACGUAAGCCUAAGGGCUGAGAGCUCUUAUUCCCAAAUUAAGCAAAAGUGGAAACCUCAUCUAUGCUCUCUGCUUGGAAAGCAUGGCUGCAGCCCAUGAGGUCCUUGUGCUGCUGAAAAUUAUAUGCAGCGCUUCACAUAGCUAGAUAAAGGGUUCUGGUGUGGAUGGGAGUGAGUGAGCACUGUUGCAGGCUUACUAUUGAACCAUGGGGAACAUACUGAUGUGAGGAAGAGUUUCUAGCUGUAAAGUGUGUGUGUGUGUAAGUAGCAGAAUUUUCUACUAGGUUACGUCCUGCAAUGAUAUCUUUGCUAAAUCACUUCAUGAAACAGAGUCACAUUAUAAGGAGUAAUUCCAGCACACUGCUAACACUUUUAAACUCUUUUUGAAUGUCUUAAUUUGUGAGUUCUCCGGUGGUCAAAAUGUCACUAAUAUAGAAGAUAAAAGGAUUUUGUUUCUAGCCCAUGGCAUAGACUUAAAAGGUUCUUCCUUUUACAGUCAGUCAAGCUUGAAACUAUUGCCUCCCUCAAUCAUCCUGAUGUUGUACAGUGUGAAAUCUGGUGCAAUUCAACUGAACUUUUGGGCUGUAAUCUUUUGGAGGCAGGAUACUUGGAUUGCACAAUGUAUAGCCUUGAUACAGAAUAGGAAAUUGAAUCUUUUAUACAGUGUAAGUAUUAACUACUAGCAGAGUGUAGAUGUUUGUCUAAAAGUUACGAUUUUUUGUUUGAUUACCAAGGAACUCUGGCUGAGACCUGGGCUGAGCCCUACAAAAAGGGGGUAGGAGAAGGAGCACAGAGCACACAAUGCCAUUAUUGUGAAAGGUAGUGGCAUCUGAUGCUUGGUAUGAUGAGACAGAGAGGGGACGCCCCUCGUGAGUCAGGAAGAGGGUUGCCAUAAAGGUCUGUUAUAUAAAGAAUGUUUUAACCCAUUAACCGGUAACUCUGACUCUCAUGUCAGAGCAAGCAACACAGCAAGCCAGGAGGCCUGUUUUGGGACAAGGCUUCAACUUUUCACUAAACCUAAAGAAAGAUGCUUGUCUGACUGCUAACUAGCUUUUCCCUUUCUCCACUUCAUACCAAGAAUAGCAGCCAUACCAUGCCUGCUUAUAUGUGGUGAACAAAAUCCAACUUUGGUAUUCCUCUAAAGGCACUGUGGUCCAGAAUCAGUUCACUGUGGACAUGAAUGUGGCUGUGUCUGUGUGCAAAAAAAAACCCUGCAGCUUGCAGAAGAGAUUGAACCUUCCUGCCAGUAUCCCAUUGCAUGUUGUUACCAUGUGACAGAUGGCAGCAGAGGGGCACUCUGACAAAAUGGCGUCUAACGUGGAAGUGCAUAUGAAACAAAGGUGUGUAAUUGAGUUCCUCCGUGUGGGAAAAAUGGCACCCACUGACAUUCCUUGAUGCUUACUGAACAUUUAUGAAGACCAAACAGUGAAUAUGAGUGCAGUGAGGCAGUGAGUGUUGUGUUUCAGCAGUGGUGGUAACAAUGUGAAAGACAAGCCAUGUUCUGGGUGGCUGUGCAUAGCUGUCGCACUACAAAAUGAAGAGCAUCUUGCUCAGCUCAUCGUGUGAAUCAGCAGGUUACAACCAGGGAACUGUGUAUGGAGCUGAAUUUUGACUUCAGUGCGUUGGAAACGAUAGUGGCAACGUUGGAAUAUUACAAAGUUUGCACUAGGUGGGUCCCACGAAUAUUCACACAGAAACAGGAAGAAUACUGUGUGCAAGUUUGACAGGCCCUGUUGAACCAAUGUGAAGUUGAAUGUGACAGUUCCUUGGAUCGCACCAUUACUGGUAUUGAGAUGUGAUGUUGCCACUGCAAGCUGGAGUCAAAAUGGCAAUCUGUGGAGUGGUGAUGUGUGAAUUCCCCACUGAAGAAAAAUUUCAAGACAUAGGUCUCAGUGGGUAAAGUGAUGUGUUCUGUCUUUUGGGAUAGGAAAGGGGUGAUCCUUCUGGAUUUCCUGGAACUUGGAUAAACCAUCAUCUCUGACUGCUACGUCACAAUACUGACCAAGCUGAAGGCUCAAACUUCCAGUGUCAGGCCAGAUAAGAAGACAACCUUUUCUUUACAUCACAAUAAUGCCAGGCUCCAUAUCAAUCUGAAGACCAUAAAGCACAUUGCCUGUCUUGUCUGGACUGUCCUACCACACCCACCACGUGGUCUGGAUUUGUUGCCCUCUGGCUUCUGUCUGAUCAGGCUGAUGAAGGAUAGACUGUGUGGGCAACAUUUUCUCAGCAACAGUGCUGUCAUAGCAACUGUGAAACAAUGGGUCACUUCCGCUGGUGCAGAUUUUUACUAGCAUGGCAUGCAAGCUCUUGUUCAUUGCUGGCAAAGUUGCAUAGUUAACGGUGGUGACUGUGUUGAAAAAUAAUGUCUUGUAGCUGAGAAUUUGUUCUAUCAAAUAAUGUUAUUGUGCUCUUUGCUGUAGUUUCCAUGGAAAUAAGUAGGAAGCAUUGCUUUUAGAGCAACCUAUGUGUAUAUAUACAUGCAUACAUAUGAAAAAAAAAGAUGUAUAUGUUCUUGUUCAAAGACAGGUUGUUGCAGAACUUUGGAAUAAAUGAAAUGGAUGGUUUUGUUCAUGGUUUGGUUUGGCCAUGACAAAUCCUAAGCUCUCAACUGGUGAUUAUGGGAAUGUAGUCGUAUGUAUAUUACUGCAGUACACCUGCAUUCAUAGGCAGCCAUCCGGGUGUGCAGAGGAGAUAGCAGCAACAUAUAAAUAAAGCAACUAGCUGGUCGUCGUGAUGUGCUUCACUAGAUUCAUGUUAAAACAGUGCCAGUCAAACAUAAGAAAUAGAUCUGGUGGUAUCUAAGGCUACAUGAAUGAUGUGAUUGAGGUCACUGUAUGGGCACUUUAUGGCCAUUUGGUGUUUACUUUUUGUUGAGUUACUGAUUUUAGAUGCCAACAGAGCGCUGAAGUAACCCCUGCGUAUCUCCUGAUAAUUGCAGGCUGCCUCCAGGCUAUCUUGUGCUAAGUGAGGUACAAGGCUGUGCCACCCCACCACUUGGGGAGCAUUGGGUAUGAUUGUGUGCCUGUGGCACAGAGCUGCAUCAGGGGAGGGUCAGGCUGGAUGUUCGUAAAAGGUUUUUCACCUCCACCAGGAUGGUUCGGCACUGGGACAGGCUCCACAGGGCAGUGGUUGUGGCACCAGCUGCCAGAGUUCAAGAAGUGUUUGGACAGUGCUCUCAGACAUAAGGUUUGAUGUUUGGAUGGAGUCAGGAGUUGGACUCAAUGGUCCUUGUGGUUGCCUUCCAACUUGGGAUAUCCUAUGAUUAUGGUACACGAUUCUAGAAAUACUGCUGGAAGUGAAGUUAUAGAGCAGUUUUUCUUAGGACAAGUCCCAGGCUGUCACCUUGCACAGGACACGAGACCAACAAGAGGCUGGUGGCACCUCUUGCAUUAUGCCUGGUGGGAGGCACAGUCAGAGCCAGGACUCCAAGAUAAGCAGUAAGGUACUUCCACAAGCACAGGCCUUCUGCCUUUACCCUGCUUUCUGAAAUCUUGGCAUGCUGAUGGAAGGGCUAGAAGAUGAUUUAAAAGACGAGAACCUUUCUUCCAGCUCAGUGUGAUGCUAAUGCUGCAUAGUGAGCUUGCCUUGCUGUGUACUCAAGCUUGCUCAGAGCCUUCUGGGCCCGCUGAGAAAGUUACCUGGUUUGGCUGUGUAUGGUAACAGUGGCAACAACAAAAACCUGACUAAUGUGUUUUCCUCCAGCAAGAGGACUACUUUCCCUUUAUUUCACGAGCAGCUGGGGAGCGGCAGUUGUGCUGCUAUACAGGAUGAGUGACUUGCCAAAACUAGUUCAGGAGUCGAGCACCUGGGGUGAGGGGGAAGCAUUGCCUGCAGAAAAUGAAGAGCCGCAUCAGUGACCUGAUUUGCCCAUUUGGCCAGCCAACCAGCUUACACAUCAGUUGUAGGAGUCAGUCAGUGGGAUGGUGUGUGACUGGAUGGCUGUGAAGGCGGCUGCCGAGGUUAUUUGCACGUGUGGCCAUGGCUGCGUUAAUGGUGGCAAGGUGCUAAGGACAGGAAAAGAAUCAGGAGUUGUGGUGGGGCAUCUUUUCCAGGAGGCAUGUACUUUGUGCUUCCAGUUGUGCUGGGCUGAGCAGGUAGAUGGAUGUUGGGCUGGAGCAGGAGUGAGUUUUACCCACAGAUUAGCUAGAAUCACGUUUCUACUUUCUGUAUUUUCAUUUUGGUUAUUUGGAGUUAAACUGAAGUACGUACUCAAAGUUUUGUUGUCCUUGAUACAGCAGAAGCAACUGAAAAAGGAAUGUUUACCCUUGCAGAAGUUGCAUCGCUCAAUGACAUCCAGCCAACCUAUCGUAUCUUGAAACCAUGGUGGGAUGUAUUUAUGGAUUAUCUAGCGGUCGUGAUGUUAAUGGUUGCCAUUUUUGCUGGAACCAUGCAACUGACCAAAGACCAGGUGGUCUGCUUGCCAGUUUUGCAGUCUACUAUAAACUCAAAAGCACAACCCAGCACAUCAGGGAAGGCUGACUUUACCACUGUUGAAACAACCACUGGUCAAGGAGAAGAAGCAUCAAUGAGAACGGUUACUUUUGGAAGUGCCCCUACUGUAACACCUGAUGUACCUCUGAGCAGAGCUACCUCUCCUCAGUAUCAACCCACUGAAUCAAGUCAAGAGCUGAAGAAGGAGCAGAAGGAUUCUUCAGGCCGUAAAACAAAUUUGGAUUUUCAGCAAUAUGUAUUUAUUAACCAGAUGUGCUAUCAUUUGGCUCUUCCUUGGUAUUCAAAAUAUUUUCCCUAUCUUGUUCUCAUCCAUACCAUUAUUUUAAUAGUCAGUAGCAAUUUUUGGUUCAAGUAUCCCAAAACCUGCUCAAAAAUUGAGCACUUUGUGUCCAUAUUAGGGAAGUGCUUUGAGUCCCCCUGGACUACAAAAGCACUGUCUGAAACAGCAUGUGAGGACUCUGAGGAGAACAAACAGAGGUUAACUGGUGCCCAGUCCCUGCCCAAGUACGUUUCCACUAGCAGUGAUGAAGGAAGCCCAAGUGCCAGCACCCCCAUGAUAACAAAGUCUGGCUUCAAAUUUUCAGCUGACAAGCCAAUGAUUGAAGUUCCCAGUGUCACUAUUUUAGAUAAAAAAGAUGGAGAACAAGCCAAAGCGCUGUUUGAGAAAGUCCGUAAGUUCCGGGCUCACGUGGAGGACAGUGAUCUGAUUUACAAACUCUACGUUGGCCAGACUAUUAUCAAGACUUUCAAGUUCAUAUUUAUUCUGUGCUAUACUGCAAACUUUGUCAACACCAUUAGUUUUGAACACAUCUGCAACCCAAAAGUGGAACACCUGAUUGGCUACACGCAGUUUGAAUGUACGCACAACAUGGCUUACAUGUUGAAGAAGCUGCUUAUCAGCUAUAUUUCUCUCAUCUGUGUCUAUGGUUUUAUCUGUCUCUACACGCUCUUCUGGCUGUUCCGAAUACCCUUAAAAGAAUAUUCCUUUGAAAAGGUCAGAGAAGAGAGUAGUUUCAGUGAUAUUCCCGAUGUCAAAAAUGACUUUGCGUUUCUUUUGCAUAUGGUGGAUCAGUACGACCAGCUUUAUUCUAAAAGGUUUGGUGUCUUCUUGUCAGAGGUAAGUGAGAACAAACUACGUGAAAUUAGUUUAAACCACGAGUGGACUUUUGAAAAGCUGCGGCAACACGUUUCCCGCAAUGCCCAGGAUAAACAAGAGUUGCACCUUUUUAUGCUGUCGGGGGUCCCUGAUGCAGUCUUUGAUCUGACGGAUCUGGAUGUGUUAAAACUGGAGCUGAUUCCUGAAGCGAAAAUCCCAGCAAAGAUCUCACAGAUGACAAAUCUUCAGGAGCUUCAUCUGUGCCACUGCCCUGCAAAGGUCGAGCAGACUGCCUUCAGCUUCCUCCGGGACCACUUGAGAUGCCUUUAUGUAAAAUUCACAGAUGUCGCAGAAAUUCCUGCGUGGGUGUAUUUGCUCAAAAACCUCCGUGAAUUGUACUUAAUAGGCAACUUGAAUUCUGAAAACAAUAAAAUGAUAGGGCUUGAGUCUCUCAGAGAGUUGAGACACCUUAAAAUUCUCCAUGUGAAGAGCAAUUUGACCAAAAUCCCCCCCAAUAUCACAGAUGUGGCACCGCAUCUGACAAAACUGGUCAUUCAUAAUGACGGCACUAAGCUUGUGGUACUGAAUAGCCUUAAGAAGAUGAUGAAUGUUGCGGAGCUGGAACUGCAGAACUGUGAACUGGAGAGAAUUCCCCAUGCCAUCUUCAGCCUCUCUAACUUACAGGAACUGGAUUUAAAAUCAAAUAGCAUACGCACAAUUGAAGAAAUCAUCAGUUUCCAGCACUUAAAAAGAUUGACUUGUUUAAAGCUGUGGCACAAUAAAAUAGUCAACAUUCCUUCCUCCAUUACCCACGUAAAGAACUUAGAGUCUCUUUACCUCUCCAAUAACAAACUCGAAUCCUUACCAGCCGCAGUGUUCAGUUUACAGAAACUUAGAUGUUUAGAUGUAAGCUACAACUCAAUUGCAAUGAUUCCAGUGGAAAUAAGUUUGCUUCAAAAUCUGCAGCAUUUUCACAUCACAGGAAACAAGGUCGACGUUUUGCCAAAACAGUUGUUUAAAUGUGUUAAAUUGAGGACUUUGAGUCUGGGACAAAACUGUAUUACCUCAAUCCCAGAUAAAGUUGGUCAACUGUUGCAGCUGACUCAUCUGGAACUGAAGGGAAACUGCUUAGACCGUCUGCCAGCCACGCUGGGGCAGUGUCAGCUUCUCAGGAAAAGUGGGCUUGUCGUGGAAGAUCACCUCUUUGACACUUUGCCCUUGGAAGUUAAAGAGGUAUUGAACCAAGACACAAGCAUUCCCUUUGCUAAUGGGAUUUAAGCUGAGGUGAAAUGCUCGAGUAGCUAACUUCCAAACAGUAAAUGCUAAAAAGUGUGGCUAUUGUGAGACCAUGCGUUUUUAGAAAGCAGAAUUCCUUGGAAGGCAAGACUACUAGUGGGAUUAUAAGAGAUGUAACUGAGUGUUCAAUGUUUGCAGUGUUUUAAAAAGAUUAUUUCCAAAAUUUUUGAGAGGAUAAAAAGAACCUUAAUAAUCUCAAUUCUUUUUUCCUUAAAUUGUUUGUAACUUGGAUGCUGCCGCUUUUGAAUGUUUACAAAUUUGCUUGCCUGCUUAAAGUAAAUGAUUAAAUUGAUGACCUUUUCUUACUAUGCAAGUUAUUCUUUAAGGUCUGGAUUUACUUUAGUGCAUUGUGGGAGGAAAAACAAAGAUAAGUGUUGUAUAUGGGAUGGUUCUAACAGCACUUGAAACACAUAUUGGUGUGUUGUCAGUGUUUAGCCAUUCUCAGCAAAUGAAGCCACCAUUUUCCUGCACUAAGGUAUGUGAUUUGCAUGGGGCCGAAUGUGUUUGCCCUCAUUCUUCAUUCUCAAGGCCUCAUGGUUUUGGAUGAGAUUUGUCUAUGACCUAGCGUGACUCCUUCAGAGCUGCGAGGACCUGCCCUGUUCCACAGCUCCUCUACCCCGGCUUCCGUAAGGCUUCUUUGUCCCGAGUAGCAGGGGGUGGUAGAAGGGAGAGUAGUGCCACUGGCCUUCCAAGUUGGGGAUAGUUUUGACGUUGGAACUGUUCUGCACGGUAACUUUUGAGAGUCAUUAAACAGCAGGUGACUUUAAUUGCUGGUGUUUUGCUUCUCUUCAGAGUUUCCAUCUGGGAAACUCGAGACGUUUUACAAGAGUCAGUGAUUGUUUUGUUUCACAGCCCUUGCCUAGGAACAGGGUUGUCUGCUCUAUUUUCCAGACUAAUGACAAGAGACUUAGAAUUACCCAAACAUGAUUUAGCUUUAUCACCUAUUGUAGUGUAUUUUCCACACGUAGACUUUAACUGUAGGAUACCCUUACCCCAGCCCCAGUAAUUUGAUAUUUUUAAACAUUUAUGCACUGUUAGAAAACCCUACAUGUGUGCCAGAUAAGUCAUCAAAUAAAGAAAAAAAGCAGACAGCGGUGAGCGUGGGAUUUUUUGUUUGGUUGAUUUUGGUGAUGUUGUUUUUUGUUGGUUUUUGGUUUUUUUCUCUCUCUCUCUUUUUUUUUUUUUUUUUAACUGAGCUUACAUUGCCAGAACCAUUAAAGAAACACAAUCCAUUAAAUCUGCAAAAUCAUCAGUUGUAAAUCCUGGCCAUUUACAUUCCAUGUGUGCAGAAAAGAAGUACUAUGCUGGGAGAUGAUUACAUGAUUACUCAUGGUUUAAACACAAUUCCCUAUUGUAGUGCGGUCAGGACUGAACUAGUCUGACGUUCAAGGGAUCGUUCUUCUCACACACAAAUCCUCAUGCACAGCAAUUUCUACUGCGGCUUCGCCAGAGCUGCCCUGACUUACACCACUGUUAACGAGGGGAUAGUUUAGGCCUGGGGGCACUGAGCAGUCAGAAAUAAUUUAAAUACUGCUCUUAUGAUUCUUGCACAUUUUAUUGUUAAUCAUUUACUAUUAGUCAUGCCGGGAUGACUGUUCUCAGCUGUAGGUAGCAGUCUCCGAGUACAUACCUACGCUAUAUGUUUAUGUGUAACAGAAGACUGGGUAAUGAACGCUGGUUUUCCCACUUCUUUUGGGAUACGGUCUGUUUUCUCCUUGCCGGCUGCUGUUAAACUUGGGAUGUUGACAGUUCUGCAGCACCAAGGCACAGGUUUGGCACAACACUUGCAGUUACUGAUCUCUUCUCCACUGGGAAAUGUUUGUGCUAAUUCUCAGAUUAUUUUUUUUUUUUCCAACUAGGAGUUGUUAAGGCUGCAGUGGAUUUUUUGUUGUGCUUUUAAGAAACUCUUUCUCAUGUUAAUUUUUUGCACAUAGAUCACUUUAAAAUUGCUGGACUAAUAACUCUUAGAAAAACUGUGGAAUAUAAUAUUGGUGUAUGCAUUGUAUUUGCUGUUGACUGUCAUUUCAGUUUCCAAGAAAUUGUGUGUAGGAGGGAGGAAGAGUUGGAAGAUGGCAAAGUAAUUAAAACAUUUAGAACUAUUUUUAUAUUUUUCAUAUUUUUUUUCCCUUAAUUUAAUAGCAGUGUCACACAGAAUGCAGCCACGGGCUGAUCCUGCUUUUCUAAAAAGCUUUUUUGGAUGUUUCUGAUGCUCCUAGCGUCCCUGCCGUUGUUCAAAAAUAAGCCCAUGUUCACUUAAUAUGAGUACGGUAUGAAUAAAUUAGAUCCCUGUAUGACUAGUUAUUAGCCAAUUGUACUCUUUUAGGCAACUUCCUCCAAAUAAGUGUGUUAUAACUUCAGGCUUGUGAUGCUUACUUAGCAUAACCUCCACUCCUGUUUUUAGUAGAACUUUCUCAGCGUGGGGAGGAAUUGCCCAUCCUCCCCAGGUCGCCUCCUUCCCCAGUCCUUCCUCCUCUCUGUGACUGUUUAUAAUGUUCCCGUUUCCUGCCUGUCAACUGACACACUCUUGCUUUAAGGUCUUGGAAGUUCAUCUCUUUUCCAUGUAAGGCAUGUGAAACAUAUUUUGCAUUUCUAUUUGAUUUAAUAAAUAAGAUGUUCAUA